Scophthalmus maximus (turbot) is the source of this 2132-nucleotide messenger RNA. Its product is annotated as fat storage-inducing transmembrane protein 1. Lineage: Eukaryota; Metazoa; Chordata; Actinopteri; Pleuronectiformes; Scophthalmidae. The transcript has 2 exons. The record is from RefSeq and is a predicted model, not a curated record. Gene Ontology annotation, biological process: lipid droplet organization; phospholipid biosynthetic process; lipid storage. Bases 1110 to 2036 code for a protein of 308 amino acids. Gene Ontology annotation, cellular component: endoplasmic reticulum membrane.
AGUCGCCUUAAGGUCGUGGUAAUGACCGACCCAGCAAGUGCUCUAAAAUUAGACCUGAGAUUCUUUGGCAUGUCUGGAUUUAUUUCCACUUAUUUUUUCUAAUUUAAUACAAAUUAGUUUCCUUUAAAACCUCACCAACACAGUUUUUUAGAAUCUCGACUACAGUUUGUGAUAAUUUAAAAAGAAAAAAGGUUUUGUUACUCUGAAGAACAUAGAUCCAUAUUGAUGAAGUAAAGUCAUCAAGAUGUCAUGUUGCUAUUAAAGUAUUCAACUGUAACUGUAUCUAGUUAGGAUUUAAGGCAUUAAGAAUCUAGAAGAUAAUCCUAUUUACUGUUAGUAUCUAUCCACCUUUAGAGAUGUCAGUUUAAUAUGACGAAUAUUCCUUCAAAUGUAUCAGUUCAACUGUAAUCAUACAUGUUUUUUACAUAUGAACUCAUUGGAUAAUGGAUUUGGAGUCUGAAGUAGUGAGGCUGGUUGUCCUGGCUUGAGGAAACGGACCAGUACGUUUCACUGAACAUGAAUCACAUACAAAGUCUAGGUUUGCUCCAUUUGGCUGAAGAGGCUGAAGAGGCUCUGGCCUCAGGCCUGGAAAUAAAAAGACUGAAAGUGCUGCGGAUGAAACGCAGCUGUCCGUGGCACCAAAUGUAGACUAGCAACAGUUAAUAAAUCAAAUUAACUGCUGAGAAUUAAAUUUGGCCCCGGCAGCUAAUUUUAAGAAUGUAGGGGAAUAAAGGCGAGCCAAAGAAGGAGGGCUACACGUGACACUGGUGUCGGACUGUUGUUGAGAGAAUGGGGCCAGUUCCAGUUCCAGCAGCAGCAGCAGCCUGUGUCAUGUCUCCACUGUCAGUCUGUGUAGGGGAGGGGGAGGGGCUUUAGAGGGUAAGGGGGCAGCGGGGUUGUAUUUUUAUAAAACAUUUGCUCUCCCGCACGCCUGACAGUGAUAAAGUAGAACGGCCCCAGAGAGGCACUGGUGUGCCCUUCACUCAAAAGGCAGUGAGGCAGUGAGGCAGACAGUCUAGAGCUGUGAUUUGGAUACAGAGAGAAAAAAGAAAGAGGGACAAAACUGUCAAAAUUACCAAAGGUGUCUGUUCAGAGAAGAAAAGAAGAACAUGGAUCCAAAGACUGAAAACUCCUCGAAAGGCCUCACGCCGGGCGUCAGCUUGGAGAAGUUACACAAGAUGGCUGAGGAGCUGACCCUGCCGGGGAGGUUCCUCCUCAGGGUCCUGGACGCCGCUCUGGAGUCCGUGACAAACCUUCUGGCUGUGGUUUUAGGAAGCCACCUGGCCAGGCGACACUUCCACCUGAUGCUGUCCGCCCUGGUUCUCUUUGGGCCUGUGCUGAGUUCCUGGGCGUCAAAGUACAGCAUCUUUGCCAACAGCCACAACUACCUGUACAGGAAGUUUCUGAGAUCCACUUGGGGCUGGACCUGGAUCUUCACCGGUUCCUUCAUCCUCCUCCUGUCCCUGUCAGCUCGUCGCACCCUGUCUCUGUCCCUCCGCCACCUCUCUCGGAUCGGGCUGGUGGGUUUGCUCUGGUGGGGGUGUCGCCGCCUGUUGACCCUGCUGGAGGAUGCGACGGGGACGUGUUAUGAACCGUUGGCCGUUGCAGAGGACGUCCAGAGCUCUGCCUCCCCGGGCCUGCCGCUGCUGCUCCUGCAUGAAGACCAGACCAAGGCCUCUUGCCUUAGAGCCAACAUGGUGUGGAGGGGUUACGAAGUAUCCCAGGACGUCCUCAUCCUCUGCUUGUGUUGCCUGCUGCUAGUGGAGGAAUUGUCCGUCUUUGGCCCUCACAUAGUCCAAGCGCGGCCCCUGCAGGGAUCCCCAGGAGCCCCUUUAAGACUUGUCUUCCUCCUGUGUGUUGCUCUACUGUCCGUGUGGAUGCUGCUGCUACUGUGUUUGCUUGCACACUUCCCCAAGUUCCCCUCCCAGCAGCUGGGGGGAGCUCUGGGCUACCUGGGGUGGAAAGGACUUUAUCAGGGAUGGUACAGACUCACACCGAGCUGGUGCUCUCCUGGUUUGCCAGGAGACGGACUUUAAAAGUCUGCGGACACCGAGAAACGGCAUAAGUAUUCAACUCUGAACAGAUGAUAUUUUGGGGAUGAGAGUGUGACCUUGAAAGCUCAAGAUAGCUUC